GGGUGUAGUGACAUGAUGAUAGUGAUAGAAGCCGUACUUACAUCAUUAUUGAUCACUGUCACUUGAAAUUUGCAGUACAAAUACAGUUACAGUCUUAGGUUAUAAUAUUUAAUUAUAACACUACAAAUAAGAUAGAGAGACCACUUGCCUACUGGAUGGCCUCACAAGUAGACGCUAAUAGCUACAUAUGAGGCGCCAUGACAUGACAUGCACAUGACAGCGAGAACUACAAGUAGAUUAACUACGAGAUAGAAGAGUACAACUAGUUUCUUUUUCAACAUCUUACCUUCUGUACUCCUCUAAUAGUAUUUCUAAAUUUGUAGUCUAGUAACUGUAACUAGCUCACUCAUAUUUUUGCGUAGAAUCAAGAACAAGAUCUUCACGAGGAAGUAACAAGAUCUUCAAGAUGUGGCCAGGUCCUGAGCAGCCUCGGAUGGAUUAUCGCUAUAACCAUGUGAGGCAAUUCGAAUUUUCUGACUCACCGCCUGAACGUGCUGGACCUGCUCGUAGUGGUCAUCGUGGAGAGGAUGCUCGUCUUGGUCAGCACUUAAAUGAAGAUCGCUUGCAGCAGCAGGUAGAGCGUCAACCUCGUACUUAUCAUGGGGGUGGACCACGACGAGGCUCGUCUCGUGGUCGACGAGAGGGACUCCCGGCGUCUAGUCUUCUGCGUGACACGAAAUCUUCCAGUCUUCAUGCACAACGAUUUGCAUCCGCUUCACAAUAUCCGCGUGCCGAUCUUCAUCUUGGUCGUGGUCCCCGAGAAGAGCAAGAGGCGGCCUUACUCGCACGAUAUCAUGCGCAACAACAUGAUCGCUUCUCGAGCCGCGAAACCAGGGAGCGAGAGCGUAGUGGUAGAGGCUCAUCGCCAUCGCUCAAUGCCGACUUGGGAGAGAAGAAUUAUGGUACAGAUUCGAGUACAUUAGAGGACAUCAAGAUCAACAAUCAUUAUUAUUGUUUCUUGAAGAAGUAGUUUUUUGAAUAAUUCUUGAAGUAGUUUUUCAGUAAUCAAGAAAACUGCUUGUUUUUUUAGAUGCGGAUUCUAAUUUCAUCCUCUCCUUGCUGCUGAGGAAAAUGGUAGUAAGCAGGGGCCGCGAGGGGGAGGUGGACCGCUAGUUCCUCCCGGUUACGUACUCCUUCCCAACGGCUUGCUGACGAAGGCGAGUGGCGCUUCUGUAUUUCUAUCUUAUCUGUGAUUUGCAUCUGUUGUUCUCCUUCUUCUAAGUAUGAAGAUUUCAUGAUCGAUGCUAUUGCUAACCUUGUUCUAAGUAAAAUCUUCAACUUGUUCAUUAAGUAAAUGAGUAAAACUACUAGGUGCAGCUUUUAACUAACCUUAUCCACCUUAUAAUUCGCUUUCUUCAAGAACCACAACCAACUAGGUGUCCUCAUCAUGUACCAUGUCACAAGAACCACCUCGAUGUUCCUCCACGACCACAACUUUUUAGAUGCUGGCAGGAGACCGCGGAGCAAUGUCGUCAGGAAUGCGAUCGCGAUCGCGAUCUUUAAAGCGCUCAACUGAAGAAAAGGUGACAACUGUAGAAUUGGAUAAACUACGUAGCAUGUUGCGCGACCACUAUGGGGAAAUAAACCGAGAUGGGGGUCGCCUGGAAGCUUUAUUGGGUAGUUCUGGAAGUAGCAGGGGCCCUGGAGGAAGAGCGACCUCUUUUGCUCCUCAUCGUAGUGGUCGUGUGCUUGAUCAUGAGCUCCAACAACUUUUACGAGGUGCAGGGGAUGAAGUUUCAGCGAGACGGCGAAGAAAAGAUCAUGACCUCCUGCAACGGGAUGCGACCACUUUCCCUCCUUCUUCCACUAUAGGAUCUAGUUGUACUACUUUUCCGGCUAAUACGCGAGGGAUGUCCGUACAACCAGCAUUGCAACGUGGAGGUGUGCUGGACCAUUUUGAUGCUCAGAAUGAGGGUAGAUUGUUAUACAGCGAAAGAAGUGCUGUCAAUCAACGUGGACGGCGCGAUGUGAUGAUCGAUCAGCGUUUUGACGUUAAGCACCACGUCGGCAUUGAAAGGUCUGAGUCUGAUGUCCACCGAGGUGGUACUACCGGAGGUAAAAAUAUCUCCCCCUCGAGCACAGACGCACGCGCACCGGGAAUUAUCUAUAAUCCUAAUUCUUCUAGCACGAGGAGCUCUCCCAUCAGCAGAAGACCUGUCGAUCGAAUUGUGCAGGAAGACCGGGAUCGUCCUCGAGAUUUGACCAGAGGACUCGAUCCGACUAAAGCCGCUCUGUUCGCGAGAGAACAACUACUCGAAGCACAGCACCUAAGAACAGCUGCAACUUCUUCUGCUACUACAGGUACUACAGGGAGUAGAACAAUUGGGGUCUCCACUACACAAGAUCAAGAGCCACUGAUGAGUAAGAGACAGCCGCCUGGCCGAAGACGCCAGCAAUCAACUACAUCGCAGAACGAUGGUGCUGCUCAGAAACAAGAUGCAAAAACUUCGACAUCAGCACUAAACGCCUUGCUUCGCGAGCAAGCUGACGAUGUUCGUCUCCGACAUGAGGCUAAUGCCAACGAGGCGAAACAAGCACAGCCAGAGCGUCGUGGCGCGCCAGAGGCCCCUGCAAAUUCGCAAUUAGAGCCGUCCUUAAAACGUCGAGCACGCAACGAAAUCCACGUCCCUCUUCUAUCUGAAGGUGUGGUAGAAGACGGUUGUAUCGUUAAUUAUAAGAUGAAGAACAAACUACAAGUUCUUCAAGAUCGUCUUCAACAAAUAGUACCUGUUCAUCUUGAUCAAGAAAAUGAUGGGACGACGAGUAGUGGAGGGACACAUAAAUCGAACUUGAAGCGAAACCGUGUUUACAACACAUCAAACACGAACACGUCUUCUACUAGUGACACAACAACUGGUACUCCAAAUUUGCCUUCUCCCUCAUGCACAUCCAUGAUUUUGGAUCAUGAUGCGACUUCUAGUAGGAGUAGUCCGAACCUGCUCGAUGAAGGAGCACCACGACCGAGGAGUACAACAAGGCCGAGGAGCACGGUGUUGACCAAGAAGAGAAUGAAGAAAGUGAAUAAUCGAUCUCCGACGUCAUCUGUGGACGAUCAUGUAGUCCUCGAGAUGUCAAAAAAUUCCACGUCAGGCACUUGUAAAAAGCCAACCUCCACCACGGGAGGAUCGAUGAAACCGCCUGCUGCGAUUAUAUCUUCAGCAACUUCAACGAGAGUGUCUUCUACUUCCUUAAUCUCAAGAAACAAAAACUACACCGACAUCCAUAGACGAGGUCCCAUGUCAGGAGUAGUUCGACCAAGGCCAUCGCCGCGACGUGGAAUCGGCAUAACAAAAGCAACCCUGAAGGGCUGCACCUCAUCCUCUGCUUCGUCCUCUGAUGAAGGUUAUGCUUUUGUCCUGCAGUCCUUUUUUUUGAGUCUAAUGUAUGACAUGAUACCCCGAAACUUAACGAAGCUCCUGAAAGUGCGCAGGUACUAGAACUUUUGAUCCAAGCCUUCGUUCAGAAGCUGUAAAGUUAAUUCUUGUCCAAAACAGGAGUAUCCUGCACGACUAGCUUGUUCUUGACGAGAAACUACUUCAUACUAGUAAUACGCAUCGCUCUAAUCAUAGGAUUCCGAAAGCGAUGGAAAGCCUCGACCGUAUACAUACAAAGGCAAAGGAAAGAAAGGGAAUCUCCCGACAAAGCAGCCGCCUGCAGAUCAUGAUGGUGCGAAAUCUACUGCCGACGCUGUUCCUGGUACCAAAGAAAGCACGCCCACAGCAGGAGCAAAAGCAAGCGACGCACCCUCAAGAAUCGACCCUGAGGACCGAAAUGCUGGUGCCCAAACGCGUGUACUGGCGCAAAAUGAGCGUGGUUCCGAGUUGCACAGCGUGGACCAAGACAAGAAAAGUGACGAUCAGCAGAACAAGAUGGUCGUGGGUUCGCCCAAUGCAAAAGAGAAAGAGACUGACUCUGCUUGUUCUCACGCGAGGAUGAUGAAUGCGCGUACUGGUUGUACACCAAAGAGUACAAACAAAAAUUUGAAGCUUGAAGAUAUGCAAGAAAUUACCUCCACAGAAGUAGUAUCUGCGCAAAAAGAAAGCAGCAUGAUGUUGAAUACCGCGUCUCCGAAGGACGAGGAAAAGCACCAGGAGGACGUUGAAAACAACAAGGACGUUGUUUUUAAGGCUACAAGAAAUCUCCCAUCUUCACAGCCAUCUUGGUCCCGUUUUUAAAAGGAAAACGAGCAGACCCAAGAUGCCGCUCAAGAUGGACUUCUCUUAGUUCUAAUGUUUCCCCCCUAGACGAGGGAAAAAACAGACCUCGUCGUCGUCGGACAUCGAGUGAAGAUGAUGGAAAUUCGGAAGACGAGGACCAAGCUCAAAAGUGGGAGGACUUGUUGUCGGCUCCUAGCGUUCCAGGCCCACGAAAAUCAAAAAAUCCAGCAUCUGGAGUAGUUGAUGUUCCAACUGCUCGUAUGAUUGAACCUUGUUCUAGCACGACGGCAAGCAUAAACACGGCGCCGUCGACCACAAUAAAAUCGUGGGGACGACCACAUCAAAUUCAAAUAAGUCGUGCCGCUGCAACAUCGCAGCCGGGAUCUAGUAGUGGAGGUCAAGUAUCAUGUAGUAUUAAGAGUCUGUUAACGGUGCUUUUCUUGCCGCUUUUUAUGCCUCUCCUAAGGGAGAAAGGCAUGAAAAGCGGGGUAAGCGAGCACCAAAAACCUACCUCUAAUAGUACUAUAGCUGCCUCGUCCAGUGCUGGUGUUGAAAUGGGGAGACUUCCUGAAGAC
This is a messenger RNA of Amoebophrya sp. A25, 4732 nucleotides long. The record is from the annotation of a GenBank genome assembly. NCBI's taxonomy places the organism in Eukaryota, Dinophyceae, Syndiniales, Amoebophryaceae.